This is a messenger RNA of Paramecium octaurelia, 336 nucleotides long. The record is from the annotation of a GenBank genome assembly. NCBI's taxonomy places the organism in Eukaryota, Ciliophora, Oligohymenophorea, Peniculida, Parameciidae.
AUGAUGAUAAGAAUAUUUGUUUAGAGAGGAUUUGUGAAAAUGGGCCUCCACUUGCCAAAACUAAUUCUGAUUGUAUAGGAUUUCUUUCUACAUGUUAAAAAGGUGGUUGUCGAAUAUAAGAGUGUUUUGAUUAUAAUUAUGCAAUAGAUUCUGCUUGUGUUUCAAUAUUCUAAAGCAACAAAUGUGCAACAAAUGGAUAUUAAUGUGUUUUUCGAAUGGCUUGUGAAGAUGUUAGUGUUAUUGAUGGUUGUACAUUUGAUAUCAAUCUCAAUCCUUAUGUCUGGAUUGAAGACAAAUGUUAUACAAAAUCUUGUAAAACUGCAUCAAUUUCACUGA